Messenger RNA from Eruca vesicaria subsp. sativa (arugula), 2304 nucleotides. Lineage: Eukaryota; Viridiplantae; Streptophyta; Magnoliopsida; Brassicales; Brassicaceae. The record is from the annotation of a GenBank genome assembly.
AUGGAGAUUGCAGCUCUUUUGACAUCUGCUGGAAUCAAUAUUUCGAUAUGCAUUGUGCUUCUGUCACUUUACUCCGUACUAAGAAAACAGCCAGCCAAUUACUGUGUCUAUUUUGGACGGAGGCUUGUCUGUGGAGGUGCUAGACGUUAUGAUCCUUUUUGGUAUGAGAGGUUUGUGCCUUCUCCAAGUUGGCUGGUCAAAGCUUGGGAAACUAGUGAAGAUGAGUUAUUAGCUGCUGCUGGUCUUGACGCUGUUGUUUUCCUCAGGAUGGUCAUUUUCAGCAUUCGUAUAUUCUUUAUUACUGCUGUUGUUUGUAUUGCCUUUGUGCUUCCUGUAAAUUAUUAUGGCCAACCGAGGGUGCACAAGGAAAUUCAUUUGGAAUCAUCCGAAGUCUUCACUAUCGAAAAUCUUAAAGAAGGCUCAGAAUGGCUGUGGGUUCAUUGUCUUGCACUGUACGUUAUAACUUCAGCAGCAUGUCUUCUUCUCUACUUUGAGUAUAGGACCAUAGCCAAAUUGAGGCUUGGACAUAUUACUGGUUCUGCCCCAAAGCCAAGUCAAUUUACCGUUCUUAUCCGAGCUAUUCCAUGGCAUCCUGAGCAAUCUUACAGCGACACACUGAGCAAAUUCUUUACAAAUUACUAUUCAUCAAGCUAUUUGUCCCACCAAAUGGUUUACCAUAAUGGCAUCAUUCAGAGACUCCUGCAUGAUGCAGAGAGGAUGUGCCUGAGUCUAAAACAUGUUUCUCCUGAAAUCAGUUGUAAACCGAGUUUGACUCCAUGUAACUUUUGUGGAGGACCUACAGCCACAAAUUCGUUUCAUAUCCUAUCUAAUGAAGGUGACAGUGUGAAAGGAAUGGAGCGUGGUGAAUUGACUAUGACUACAACAGAGCAACAGGAACGUCCAGCUGCUUUUGUGUUUUUUAAGACACGCUACGAUGCACUUAUUGCUUCAGAGGUUCUACAAACAUCAAAUCCUAUGUUAUGGGUGUCGGACUUAGCUCCAGAACCUCACGAUGUGUAUUGGACGAAUCUCAACAUACCUUAUCGACAACUUUGGAUAAGGAGAAUAGCUACUCUUGUUGGUGCAGUUGCCUUCAUGUUUGUGUUUCUUAUUCCUGUGACCUUCAUUCAAGGUCUGACUCAGUUAGAACAGCUGUCUCAUGCAUUUCCCUUUCUAAGAGGCAUCUUGAAGAAGCAGUUUAUAAACCAGGUCAUCACAGGGUACUUACCCAGUGUGAUACUGAUUCUGUUUUUCUAUGCCGUUCCACCAUUGAUGAUGUAUUUUUCAGCCUUGGAGGGAUGUAUUUCACGGAGUAUAAGGAAGAAUAGUGCAUGCAUCAAAAUCUUAUAUUUUACCAUUUGGAAUGUCUUCUUCGUGAAUAUUUUAUCCGGGUCUGUUAUCCGGCAACUCAAUGUCUUCUCUAGUGUCAGAGACAUACCUGCACAACUUGCAAGAGCAGUGCCGACACAGGCUGGCUUCUUUACGACCUAUUGUUUCACAUCUGGAUGGGCCAGUUUGGCUUGUGAAAUAAUGCAGCCUAUGGCUCUUAUAUGGAAUCUGGGAGCGAAAGCUAUUUCCAAUAACAAGGAUGACUCAUACGAAACACUUAGGUUCCCGUACCAUACCGAAAUUCCUAGGCUGCUUUUGUUUGGGCUCCUCGGUUUCACCAAUUCUGUCAUAGCGCCACUUAUUCUACCGUUUUUGCUCAUAUACUUCUUCCUUGCAUAUAUAGUAUACAGAAAUCAGAUACUCAACGUGUAUAUUACAAAGUACGAAAGCGGUGGACAAUACUGGCCUGUCUUUCACAACACAACAAUCUUCUCACUGAUUUUGACACAGAUUAUUGCUUUGGGUUUUUUCGGAUUAAAGCUAUCAACGGUUGCUUCGGGUUUCACCAUACCGUUAAUUCUUCUCACUCUGCUUUUUAGUGAAUAUUGCCGGCAUAGAUUUGCGCCAAUUUUCCAUAAACAUCCCGCUCAGGUUCUUAUAGACAUGGACAGAGCUGAUGAAAUGGCUGGAAAGAUGGAAGAGUUACACAAAAAGUUGCAUAGUGUAUACUCGCAAAUACCAUUACACCUUCAGAAAUCAUCGAGCAAAGGUGAAUGCAGUACUACUCCUUUCGCAACUCAGGAGUUACCAGAUCAUGAGAAAUUGAAGCCAGAGGAAAGGGAUGCCAUAGCUAAAGAGUUAUGGGGCUUCCAGGGUAAUGAAUCUUGUCAAGAACAUGACACUAAGUCAUGUCCAAGUACUUCUUCACCAGAGCAUCUUACCCCAAAGAUGAUCGAACUCCACAAACGGAACUAG